AUGUCUGGAUUAUUAGAUCGAUUAAUCAAACCAAUAGUUUUGGCCGAGGCAACACAAUAUUAUAAUAGUAAUGCUAAUAAUACUAACAGUAUUAAUGAAGUAGACAAAGUUUCUGUUGAUAAUUCAUUUGACAAUGUUUUAUCUAGUUCGGUUUCCACUCAGGCUUCUACGCAGAACAUUUCACCAGGUAUUAAUGAAGUAGACCAAGUUUCUGUUGAUAAUUCAUUUGAGAAUGUUUUACCUAGUUCAGUUUCUGCAGAAACGUCACCAGAUGACCUUCCUCGAAAACAUUUUCCAUUUGAUAAAACUUCCCGACAUGGCCAUUUUAAUGAACAGUGGUACUCUCGGUUACUUCCUGAUGGUUCUAGAGUUAUUAGGGAUUGGUUAUCAUACUCACCUACACUAGACACAGUUUUUUGUUUGCCGUGUAUGCUCUUUAUUGGCCACAAUAAGCAUAAAGCUGUUACAACAUGGACAAAAGUUGGAUAUUCUACAUGGCAAAAUGGUCGUCAAAAUAUUAUGCUACAUGAAAUAAGUAAUAUACAUGUCAAUGCUUCAAUAACACUAAAAACAAAGAAAAAUUCUAUGCCAAUCAUUCCAGCACUAGAAAGUAGUCAAAAAACCAAUGUUGCAUUAAACAGACAAAUUGUUUUUGAAGAAGGUUGGGAAGAAAAAAAUAAAGGACAUUUUAAGGAUAUUUUAUUGUUGAUGGCUCCAAAUUCGUAUGCAUUAUUUUCCCAUAUAAAUUCUAUUAAAUCCCAAGGCAAACUUGUGUGCUCGUUUAUAAGUUGGGAAAGACAAAAUCAACUUAUCAGUUCUAUAUCAGAAUUUAUCGGGUCAACCAUAAGAUCAGAUAUAAAGAGAUCUCGAAUGUUCAGUAUUUCAAUAGAUUCAACCUUUGAUGCUGCUAGAAAAGAGCAGGUAUCAUUUAUAAUAAGAUAUGUUAGUCAUUCAUCUGGGAACAUUUUUGAACGUUUAUUGGCUCAUAAAGAAUCUCCUGUUACAAUUGGAGAAUCGUUGUUUGAUCUUUUUGAAUUAGUCAUGGAUCGUGAAGGCCUUGAUUGGAAAAACAAACUUGUUGGUCAGUCAUACGACGGUGCUAGCAAUAUGAGUCUGGAAUACAAGGGCCUACAAGCAAGAAUUAAUGCAAAAAAUAAUUCAGCUAUCUUUGUAUGGUAUCAUGCUCACCGAUUAAAUUUGGUAAUGGCCAAUGCAGUUUCAUCUAGUUUAGAUGCUGUUGAUUUAUUUGGAAAUCUAGAAUCCAUUUACUCUUUUAUUUGGUGUAGUAAGAAAAGAGCUGCUUUAUUCAGAUGA
Messenger RNA from Metopolophium dirhodum (rose-grain aphid), 1314 nucleotides. RefSeq lists its product as uncharacterized. The transcript has 5 exons. Bases 1 to 1314 code for a protein of 437 amino acids. NCBI's taxonomy places the organism in Eukaryota, Metazoa, Arthropoda, Insecta, Hemiptera, Aphididae. The record is from RefSeq and is a predicted model, not a curated record.